AGCGAAGGUCAUGUUCCGAAUUCUUAACGCAAGCUUUUGACAUACAAAACUCCACUAUAGCACCCAAAUCAAUAUGCCACGAAAGGGAGGCAAAGCCGCGAAGCUAUGGUCGCUCCACCCAAACCUUCAUGAUGACGUGACACGGUUGUUGGACGAGGAAGGGCUUCAGUUAGAAUUCUUUGACGUCGAUGAUGAAGAUACCAACAUUGAGGAACGGGACACGAACAUUAUGGGUCGGUUCAUAUGUCAAAAUCGCGGAUGUUAUUCCAGCGGGUGGUCGAGCAAAAAAAUUGCGAUUACAAUUCGCAUGUACUCCCAAGAGCGAUAUAAUGCGCGAGUGUAUCAUCAGCGAUGCAGAAAUUGCCGAGCCGUGGGUCGACUGAUCCUAGAUUCUGAGUGCUAUGCGGAAAGAGUGACAUACUGGCUCAAAAAAUGGAACGGACUUAAGGUACAGCGACCAGAUUAUUCUGGCCAGAGCAGAGGUCCGCAUGAUAGUAAGCUGUGUGAAGGGUGUAGAGUUGGCCAUUGCCCCAACUCGAAUGAAGAUUUAGCGUCGGUGCUGGCUAGUUUAUCUAUUUGAGCGCUGCGCAACCGAUUCGUCAUUGGUACGCAGGCUACCCUCGAUCAAAAUACCUGGGCCACUUCUCCAGUCAGAGUAGGCACAGCUUCGAGACGGAGACUCUAGGGUCGAAACUUCGACUACUUUGAUUGGCAGCUUCACAUUAUUCCUUGGGUCUUGGUCUUCUGAUGUGCGGCCCUGAGCUGGAAACCGGGCUGAAAAUGGGUCUCUCUCUUCUUCUGAGUUAUCUCCUGAUUAUGUAUGGUCUAGUGAAAUACAGCAAACGCGUUC
Molecule: messenger RNA, 850 nt
Organism: Aspergillus heteromorphus CBS 117.55
Lineage: Eukaryota; Fungi; Ascomycota; Eurotiomycetes; Eurotiales; Aspergillaceae
Product: 3CxxC-type zinc finger protein
Exons: 2
Coding region: 74-580 (168 amino acids)
Source: RefSeq, a predicted model, not a curated record